AUGCAGCCAGCUAAGCUUGUUAUAACAAGUAAGUGACGACGAGUCUAUUAGAGCGUGUUGCCUAUUAUUCUAUUUCGUGUUCAGGACUGUAGUAGGUAGCCUAGAUGAUCGUUAUAUAACAUUAAUUCACCUGUAUCUAGCUUGUUGCCGACCAGAUCAUGAAUCUAGCCAAUGUUGUCUAGAUUAGAAUAUGUUUAGUUUAGGGUUAUGCCAAUACAUGUCAACAAUCAUCACACAGACAGACAGUGGAUGUCAGCAGUUGUUCAGCCUCAUAGGGUGAGAACCUGGCCCUGCAUGGACCCUACAAAGGGUUUCAGCAAUAACUCAAGAUCUAGAACAGUAUUUUUUCAGUAACGUUAUUUAUUCAUAUAUACAGACUUAAACUAAAUACCUACUUUGUAUGAUGAGCUCAAAUAAUGUUACCAUAAUAUAGAAUUACCCACCCUGUAUCAUGUAAAAUAGAUCAACAGUUGUUGGGCAGAUUAAAUUAUAUGCGCCUCUACUGUCUGUCUGUCUGUCUGUAUCAGGUAUAUGUAUUUGUAGUAAUUUCUCACACUCUCCCUGCCUGCAGCUCAUGGCCUGGGGUUCUGGACAGACCGUUCAGCGGUACACGAGGCAGCUGCCCAGGGCAAGGCCCUCCAGCUGCAGCAACUGAUCCAGGGAGGAGCAGCGGUCAACAUUGUGGCUGUGGACUCCAUCACCCCCCUCCACGAGGCCUGCAUACAGGGGCAGACACAGUGUGUCCGCCUGCUGCUGGAUGCUGGGGCACAGGUGAGUCGGAGAACUAUAGGGAAGCUAGAACUCUGUGUCGAGCUGAAAUUGGUUCUGUAGUUCUGUCCAGCUAUGCACCAGCUUCUGAGAUGUAUGUUUUCAUUGUACACUGAGCAAAAAUAUAAAUGCAACAUGCAACAAUUUCAAAGAUUUUACUGAGAUACAGUUCAUAUAAGGAAAUCAGUCAAUUGAAAUAAAUGUAUUAGGCUCUAAUCUAUGGAUUUCACAUGACUGGGAACACAGAAAUGAAUACCUUAAAAAAAGGUAUGGGCGUGGAUCAGAAAUCCAGUCAGUAUCUGGUGUGAUCACCAUUUGCCUCAUGCAGCGCGACACAUCACCUUCACAUAGAGUUGAUCAGGCAGUUGAUUGUGGCCUGUGGAAUGUUGUUCCACUCCACUUCAAUGGCUGUGCGAAGUUGCUGGAUAUUGGCGGGAACUGGAACACGCUGUCAUACACAUCGAUCCAGAGCAUCCCAAACAUGCUCAAUGGGUGACAUGUCUGGUGAGUAUGCAGGCCAUGGAAGAACUGGGACAUUUUCAGCUUCCAGGAAUUGUGUACAGAUCCUUGCGACAUUGGGCCAUGCAUUAUCAUGCUGAAACGUGAGGUGAUGGUGGCAGAUUAAUGGAAUGACAAUGGGCAUCAGGAUCUUGUCACGGUAUGUCUGUGCAUUCAAAUAGUCAUCGAUAAAAUGCAAUUGUUUUCAUUGUCCAUAGCUUAUGCCUGCCCAUACCAUAACCCCACCGCCACCAUGGGGCACUCUGUUCACAACGUUGACAUCAGCAAACCUCUCGCCCACACAACGCAAUACAUGCUGUCUGCCAACUGACCGGUACAGUUGAAACCGGGAUUCAUUCAUGAAGAGCACACUUUUCCAGUGUGCCAGUAGCCAUCGAAGGUGAGCAUUUUCCCACUGAAGUUGGUUACGACGCCGAACUGCAGUCAGGCUGGCGUGGUUACACGUGGUCUGCGGUUGUGAGGCAGGUUGGACAUACUGCCAAAUUCUCUACAUUUUACAUUUUUGUCAUUUAGCAGACGCUCUUAUCCAGAGCGACUUACAGUUAGUGAGUGCAUAUAUUUUUUCAUACUGGCCCCCCGUGGGAAUCCAACCCUCAACCCUGGCGUUGCAAGCGCCAUGCUCUACCAACUGAGCUACACGUUGGAGGCGGCUGAUGGAAGAGAAAUUAACAUUCAAUUCUCUGGCAACAGCUCUAGUGGACAUUCCUGCAGUCAGCAUGCCAAUUGCACAAUCCCUCAACUUGAGACAUCUGUGGCAUUGUGUUGUGUGACAAAACUGCACAUUUUAGAGUGGCCUUUUAUUGUCUCCAGCACAAGGUGCACCUGUGUAAUGAUCAUGCUGUUUAAUAAUCUUCUUGAUAUGCCACACCUGCAGGGUUGGGUAUGUUACUUUCUAAAUGUAAUCUGUUACAGUUACUAGUUACCUGUCCAAAAUUGGAAUUUGUAACGUAACUUUUGGAUUACCCAAACUCAGUAACGUAAUCGGAUUACUUUCACUUACAUUUAGAUUACUUUCCCUUUAAGAGGCAUUAAAAGAAGACAAACAUUUAUGUUACCAAUUGAACAACAUCUAUUGCUGGAUAUAUCAAUGUUAAAGUUUACAUAGCUGGCCAUAUAUGGAUGUACAAUUUUACUUUAUGUGUUGGUUAUGUAGGCUUCUUCUAACCCAUUGCUUUCUACUACAGAUAAUAAUAUGAUUAAAUUAUAUCUUUACAUUAAAAACCAAAGUCUAUCAGAAUUCCAUUCAUUCCAAUAAAUGUUAUACCCCUUGAUCUUCAAGAAUAGGUCUUGAAAUAUGGAAGUAUAGAUUAGCCAAAUUGUUUUACCUGAGCAUAACCCCAAAACUAAGGACUUAUUAGCCAGCCCUACUCUGUUGUUUAUGAUUUUGUUGUCAUGGAGAACUGAUUGGGCUCAUCGAUUCGAGUUGAAAAAUAAAUGCUGCGCUCAUGGAAUGGCACGCUUUGAGCACUACUGAAAAGUGCUAUUUACAUGUGAAAAAUGAAUGCCAUAUGCUGCAUUUUCUAAAGGCCUAUUGUUUACUUUUUUGUUGGUGACACUUUGAUAUCUUGAUAAUAUGCAGCUGUUUAAAGGGCAAAUCCACAGAUGAAACAUUAACAAAACAGUCGCCCAGCGUUUGUUUUGGUAAAAAGCUGAGUGAUGGGCCUGGAGAAAUGUUACCACUCUCAGAUGAAUAGACAGAGCUAUGGAUGCAAGGAUUGACCAUCCAUGUGAUCAAAAUUAUAGUUUUAACCAUGGUAUGAGGCUAUACAGUGUUUGUUUACAUUUACAAUGUUUACAAACAUUGGAGAAAAACAAGCUUAUAUUUUGGGUUCUCGUGGAGUGUGACAGUUGAACUAAGCUCAUGAGGCACUUAUAAGCUAUAUUCUUCAAGAAUCAAUGGAUAUACAGUAUAUACAGUGGGGAGAACAAGUAUUUGAUACACUGCCGAUUUUGCAGGUUUUCCUACUUACAAAGAAUGUAGAGGUCUGUAAUUUUUAUCAUAGGUACACUUCAACUGUGAGAGACGGAAUCACAUUGUAUGAUUUUUAAGUAAUUAAUUUGCAUUUUAUUGCAUGACAUAAGUAUUUGAUACAUCAGAAAAGCAGAACUUAAAAUUUGGUACAGAAACCUUUGUUUGCAAUUACAGAGAUCAUACGUUUCCUGUAGGUCUUGACCUGGUUUGCACACACUGCAGCAGGGAUUUUGGCCCACUCCUCCAUACAGACCUUCUCCAGAUCCUUCAGGUUUCGGGGCUGUCGCUGGGCAAUACGGACUUUCAGCUCCCUCCAAAGAUUUUCUAUUGGGUUCAGGUCUGGAGACUGCCUAGGCCACUCCAGGACCUUGAGAUGCUUCUUACGGAGCCACUCCUUAGUUGCCCUGGCUGUGUGUUUUGGGUCGUUGUCAUGCUGGAAGACCCAGCCACGACCCAUCUUCAAUGCUCUUACGGAGGGAAGGAGGUUGUUGGCCAAGAUCUCGUGAUACAUGGCCCCAUCCAUCCUCCCCUCAAUACGGUGCAGUCGUCCUGUCCCCUUUGCAGAAAAGCAUCCCCAAAGAAUGAUGUUUCCACCUCCAUGCUUCAUAGUUGGGAUGGUGUUUUGGGGGUUGUACUCAUCCUUCUUCUUCCUCCAAACACGGCGAGUGGAGUUUAGACCAAAAAGCUCUAUUUUUGUAUCAUCAGACCACAUGACCUUCUCCCAUUCCUCCUCUGGAUCAUCCAGAUGGUAAUUGGCAAACUUCAGACGGGACAUGCGCUGGCUUGAGCAGGGGGACCUUGCGUGCGCUGCAGGAUUUUAAUCCAUGACGGCGUAGUGUGUUACUAAUGGUUUUCUUUGAGACUGUGGUCCCAGCUCUCUUCAGGUCAUUGACCAGGUCCUGCCGUGUAGUUCUGGGCUGAUCCCUCACCUUCCUCAUGAUCAUUGAUGCCCCACGAGGUGAGAUCUUGCAUGGAGCCCCAGACCAAGGGUGUUUGACCGUCAUCUUGAACUGCUUCCAUUUUCUAAUAAUUGCGCCAACAGUUGUUGCCUUCUUACCAAGCUGCUUGCCUAUUCCAGCCUUGUGCAGGUCUACAAUUGUAUCCCUGAUGUCCUUACACAGCUCUCUGGUCUUGGCCAUUGUGGAGAUGUUGGAGUCUGUUUGAUUGAGUGUGUGGACAGGUGUCUUUUAUACAGGUAACGAGUUCAAACAGGUGCAGUUAAUACAGGUAAUGAGUGGAGAACAGGAGGGCUUCUUAAAGAAAAACUAACAGGUCUGUGAGAGCCGGAAUUCUUACUGGUUGGUAGGUGAUCAAAUACUUAUGUCAUGCAAUAAAAUGCAAAUUAAUUACUUAAAAAUCAUACUGUGAUUGUGAUUUUCUGGAUUUUUGUUUUAGAUUCCGUCUCUCACAGUUGAAGUGUACCUAUGAUGAAAAUUACAGACCUCUACAUGCUUUGUAAGUAGGAAAACCUGCAAAAUCGGCAGUGUAUCAAAUACUUGUUCUCCCCACUGUAUAUAAAUCCAAAAAUGGAUGUAGUAACUACAGAUUGCCCCUUUAAGUCUAUCUAAAUUGUGCGAGUUUGAGCAUGUAUCCAUUAGGCCUAUGGAUUGUAUUUUUUUAUCAGCGUGAAUUAGAUUGAACAAUAAAAGCCCCACUUUUAUUCCACAGGCUGGGAUCCGCACUAUGCAGCUGUUGCAGAAGCGCAUUUUUCACUGGCUGUCCACUGGUUUCAAAAACAAUGAUUUAUAGGCAGCUUAUACUUAUUGAAUUCAACCAUUAUUGGGUUCAAAUACACAUUUAGAUUUGUGAACAGCCAUCCACAACAACCACAAUCCCUAAGGCGCAAAUAGCUAAAUGAGAGAGCAGCAGUGUGAUUCACAUCAAUGCGCUAUGUAGAUAUCAAUAAUAAGUGAUAUCCGUAUCGCCGUAGACUACACCACUGCUGUCAUCCUUACCUCCAAGCGUUUAUUCAAGCUGGAUAAUCUUUGGAUGCCGACUGCAGUCGCACCAUUGGAAGACACAGCUUGGACUGUAGCCUACAAAAGCCUGUUCCUGCUCUUUUCCUGCGAUCCAUCAAAAGCAUUUGGUGUGACGACAUAGGGGUCUCUGACUUGUGGUCAGACUCGCUCAGGUGGAACAAACUUACAUUUUCAAUGCUGAUUUGAAUGUCAUUUAGGAAACAAAGAAGUGUCAAAGAUUUGUUUUCUGCAAACAUCUCUUCUGAAUUUAAAAGUAAUCCUCGAAGUAAUCAUCUAGUUUUUCAAAAGUAUCUGUAAUCUGAUUACAAUAUUUUCGCUGGUAACGGAUUACAGUUACCGUUUUUUGUAAUCCCUUACAUGUAAUGGAUUACAUGUAAUCCAUUACUCCCCAACCCUGCACAACUGUCAGGUGGAUGGAUUAUCUUGUCUAAGGAGAAAUGCUCACUACAGGGAUGUAAACAAAUUGGUGCUCAAAAUUUGAGAGAAAUAAGCUUUUUCUGCAUAUGGAACAUUUCGGGAAUCAUUUGUUUCAGCUCAUGAAACAUGGGACCAACAGUUUACAAGUUCCGUUUAUAUUUUUGUUCAGUAUACAUGGUCCCUGACAAAAAUGAACAAUGAAAGAAUGUACGUUUUAAAAUUAAUAAAUCAUUUGAAUGCACAGAACCUGACUAGCCUUCAGACCUGUCAAUCGCCUCUCUCAAUUCCAAACAAUUAGGGUGCUUGGACACACUCCAGGGCUCCGCCCCACACACCUCAAGUCAGAGCAUGUUCACCUGCCACCUCGAGAAGAUCCAAGUUGUGUAGUGACGGACUCUCACAUGCUGUUUUUCUAUCUUGAAGUGUUGUGCGUCCAUCGAACAUGUAAGUGUUGUAAAAUGUGUAUAUUCGUGUGUGCAAUAUCUGACUCUCGCAGGAUUAGGCCGAGUUGUUAGGUUUGAGAGUUUGGUUUAUCAUGGUUCACUUGUAACUAAUGCUAGCACUAUUGUUUGUACAUGCAUGAUUUUUUUUAUUGCCAUAUUAUCAUUAGCCUAUUGCCUUGCCACCUGUAUAUUAAGUGUUGCCAUUUCAAGUGUCUAUAUCCCAUUCUACUGCAGUGAUUUAUGUAGUGUUACAUGCUACUGUUAUAAGCAGGCUGCCAUUGUAUAGUUUCUGGAACUUUCCAGCCCUAUCCACCUCGUUUCAUGCUCUAGCACAUACGCAAUAGCCAUGCUUUCAGAUAACAUCUAGCCCUAGCCAGGCCAGAGAGGGGGCCAUAAUAAAAUAAAGCCUUUCUAAAUCCACAGACCCCUGCAAUAGUAGCCUCCUAAGUUUGCUGCUCUGGCAGGCCUUAGGUAUCCUACCCAGCUAGGCCCCACGCUUGCUUUGCCGGCAGGUCUGCAGUCUCCUGCCCUGCUCGGGUCGCGGCCCCCUGGUUUAUCGGGUAUGCAGCCCCCUGCCUUAGUUGGUAGGCAGUUGCCUAGCCCGCCAGGUUCAGAGCCUCCUGCCCUGUUAGGCCCAAAGUUUGCUGCACUAGGCUCGCUGUCUCCAGACCAAGUCAGCCUGCAGCCCCCUAGCCCGCCAGACUUGGAGCCCCCUGCAAUGCUAGACCCUAAGUUAGCUGCUCCGUUUGCAGGCCUGCAGUCUCCUGCCCUCAGAUCACAGCCCCCAGCUUUAGUUAGUAGGUAGCUCCCUAGCCCACCAGGUUUAGAGCCUCCUGUAUGCUAUGUUCUCAGUCCUCAGCCCUCUUCGGACCUCAGUUCCUAGCACUAGGUCCUCAGUCUCCAGUUGUACUAGGUCUGCUGUCUCCAGCACUAGUCGGCCCUCAACCCCAUAGGCCAGGUGGGUCAUCAGGCUCCUGCCCCGCUAGGCUCAGAGUCACCAGUCUCUUCAGUAGGCCCAGAGCUUCCCUGUCAGGUCCAGAGUCAGUUUCCCUGUCAGGUCCAGAGUCAGUUUCCCUGUCAGGCCCAAAGUUAUCAGCACUAGGCUCCCAGCCCUCAGUCGAUCUAGUUUCGCUGUCACCGGCUCUAAUCGGCCCUCUGUCCACUGCUUCGCCAGGCUAUAGGUUCUCUGCCACACUAGGUCUGCAGCCUCUGCCCUCAGUUGGUUGGCAAGCAGUCAUCUCCCUUGGUGCUACACACCAAACCUCCUGCCCUAGUUCUAGGCCCUGGGUCUCCCUUCCCGCUAGGCUCUGAAUUAUCCGCUCCUCUAGGUGUGCAGUCCCUGCCCCUAGCCAGUUCGCAGCCCCCAGCCUCAGCCGGCGCCCAGUCGCCUAUACUAGUGCUAGGCUUCAAGUACCCUGCUCAGCUAGGGUCGCAGCCUCCCGCCAUACCUGGCUUGCAGUCCUCAGUCUUAGUAGUAGGUUCCAAGUCCCCUGCUCUGUCAGCCCCUGAGUUUCCUGCCCUGUUAGGCCCUCAGCCCCCUGACCUGGGGGACUCACCAUUCCCUGACCCAGGGGGCCUGCUGUCUCCAGUUCUGGGGGGCCCGCCCGCCUCUCUACCCCUCGCACCUUUGGAACCACCUGACCUCGUUUCUGGGGGCCAGCCGGCCCCUUUCUACAGAUCCCUGAUGAGCCUCGCCCAGGGGUCCCCACCUGCUCCACCAUGGGAGCCACCAACCUCAGCCUCUGAGCUGCUAAUUACAGUUGUGGCCGGCAUACCACAAUCCACCGCCUCCAGCUGUGGCCAGCCUCUGACUCUUUUUGCAGAGGGAUCCGUGGAAUAAGUUUUUAAUGUUUGUAAUACAAUGUAAUAUUAUUAAUCUACAAUGUAUGUUCUUAACCCUGGGCAACAUGGGCCUGGGAGGCUUACAGGGAUAUUGGUAUCCACAAUGAUCUAUUGCAGGCUGCCAUUGUAAAAGUUUCUGGAACUUUCCAGCCCUUUCCAGCUUGUUUCAUGCUUUAGGAAUGUAAUGCGAUUGCAUUCAUUAGCAUGUUUAUUCCAUAUGUUUACACAUCUCUUUACCUUUGCCUUUGCAGACUAUGUAGUCUCCUCCUUCUGAUUAUCAUGGUGUAUAUCAGGGAUCAUCAACUAGAUUCAGCCGCGGGCCGAUUUUCUUGAGCGGCUGGUCGGGGAGCCAGAACAUAAUUACAAAUCAUUUGUAGACUGCAAUUUGACUGCAAGAAUCCCAAACAGAUAUAAUAUUUGACUAAAACAUGAUCAUUUCAAACCUUGCUUACAUUUGUAUAUGGUCACGUGUCUCUAUUAUGCGUGGGAAUACUUGGGAACAGAUUUCCAAAAUUAAUAUCAAUUGGAGCUGAUUUCCUGGAGUUUAGUCUUUUAUGUCCAACAAUGAAAAUUCAAAAAAACAAAAUAAUAAUUUGCUCAGAACACUUGGGGGGGCCAAAUAAAACCACCCGCGGGCCGACCGCCAGUUGGGGAAGCCUGGUGUAUAUUAUUGUGUAUCUCUGCAUGGAUCCUAAUGAUUGUUUGCUCUGCCUUUUUUAGAACCACACACGUAUUCAAAACAUCCUCAACUAUACAGUGUAUAUUACUGGGCCUCACAUCACGUUCUGACAGGACAACACUAUAGUGGACCGAUCUAAGUAAAUCAGCACAUAAGGACAUAGCGGGUGAGGGCUCAGAAGCCAACGGCUCAGACGAGUUCCAGCUAGACGUUUUUUCAGUUGAACAUUUCUAAAUGUGGUUGUAGUACAAUAAUGAUGAUUGUGGGUGUAUGUGUGUCUGUCUCCACAAAGGUGGAUGCACGGAACAUUGACGGCAGUACCCCUCUAUGUGAUGCCUGUGCGGCGGGGAGCCUGGAGUGUGUGAAACUACUCAUACAGCAUGGGGCUACGGUCAACCCUCCACUGUUUACCUUCUCACCCCUCCACGAGGCCUGCAUGGGAGGUACAUUUUGUUUUUGAUUACUACAAUGUUCAUGUUGUUGGAGAGGGGGCCAGCAGUCUUGGGCACCACACACAGUAUAAAGACACACUCACACACUGGGAUAAUGUGGAGUUUCCUCUCCCUUAAUAACCAAGUGUCUUAAACUAUGACUGACGUGUGUGUUACAGGUAACUCCGAUUGCGUUCAGCUCAUGACAGACGUAGGAGCUCUGCUGGAGGCCCAUGACUGCCACUUUGGGACGCCGCUACAUGUAGCGUGUGCCAGACAACACUUUGACUGUGCCAAGGUGCUCCUCAAUGCAGGUGGGUGGACCCCAUUGUCGUAACAUUAUUUCAACACUUUGUUUUGCUCCUGAUAUUUUAAACGCCAUUAAUGGGACUGUGCUCUCUCAAGUAAAUAAAUACCUAACCAUAAAAAUUAGGAGAAACUUGAGACUUCCAUUUGAAAGCAUUACACAAAUGCAAACCACAACCUGACCCUUUGAAACAAUGUUCAGUACUUUUUGAUGCACGUUUGUAAUUCUAAGAAUGUAAGUCUCAACCACUUCCCUUUAAAACCAAACCUUUGCAUCUUCUCCAAGGGGCGAAUGUAAAUGCUGCCAAGCUCCAUGAGACGGCACUCCAUCAUGCAGCCAAAGUAAAGAACGUGGAUCUGAUCGAGCUGCUGAUUGAGUUCGGAGGAAACAUAUAUGCCAGGGACCACCUGGGCAAAAAGCCCAUCAACUACACUAGUCAAGGGUCUCCAACCAAUAUCUGCCUAGAGUUCUAUGAAAGUAAGUAUUUUAUUCAUACAACGUAGGUAGAACAUUUUGAAACGUUUAGAGUAGAUGCGAUUAGCCCAUGUUUGAAAAUAUGACCUUCAAAGAGUCGUAUACACACCCUUUUCACAGUACUGAGCAGAGCUGGGCUGCAUUACACUAGCCUUCCCACUGGGCACACGCUGGUUGAAUCGACGUCGUUUACAUGUCAUUUCAAUCAAUCAAUCAAAUGUAUUUAUAAAACCCUUUUUACAUCAGAUCAAUCAAAUGUAUUUAUAAAGCCCUUUUUACAUCAGCAGAUGUCACAAAGUGCUAAUUACUUUGAACCAACAUGGAGUAGAUGUUGAAUUGACCCAGUGUGUUGUUAUGCAUUCACCAUAGUUGCUUGAACCGUGCUGAAGAGGACAAUGAGAAUAGAAAAUAUUCUAGCCUCAAAGUUACAGUUCAGUUUGGAACAAUAAUGUGAAAAGGUUAAUGUAGUAUUUUCGGGUGUUUUAAGCCAAUUAUCUCAACUGACAGGUUUUUGCUCUUCCCCAGAUAGUCCCCUCAGUCUACAACAGAUCAGCAGGGUAGCUCUGAGAACAGCACUGGGCAGAAGAGCCCUGGACGACGUAUCUAAACUGGGCUUGCCCAAUCGCAUCAUCUGUUACCUCUUAUACCAGCCACCACCAGAUUUGGACUUGGACUUUGAUUACUUCUAACAAGCCCCAUCCUUUUUAAGAGUCUAUUUUGUCUUAUGUCGAACGAUUCCACCGCAUAGGAAUUAGCCUGGUGCCAGGUCUGUUUGUACUCUUGUCAAUGCCAACACAUUGUAAUGCUGACAUUUUUCAAGCCAAUUGGCAUAACAAUGGCUGUUGACAAGGAGUUGGCAUAAUAGCACAAACAGACUGGCACU
Messenger RNA from Coregonus sp. 'balchen', 10714 nucleotides. NCBI's taxonomy places the organism in Eukaryota, Metazoa, Chordata, Actinopteri, Salmoniformes, Salmonidae. The record is from the annotation of a GenBank genome assembly.